CUGAUAACCCUAUUCAAUGAAUUAUUGAUAAAGUACUGGGGAUAUUGGAUUUUCCCCCUUUGUACAUAUAGUGUUCCAAUUCUUCCUGAUCUUGCAUCCUAGCUUUGCUUUCUGCAGCUCGAUUGUCUCCCAUUGACGCGGAGCGCAUUCAUUUUCUGUUUGCUACAUUCCUCAAGCCAGCCACCAACCAUGGCCACCAAGGUGUACAUUGUGUACUAUUCCAUGUAUGGUCACAUCGAAACACUUGCGAAAGAAAUCAAACGGGGGGCCGAGAGUGUUGAGGGUGUCGAAGUGACUUUGUAUCAAGUGCCGGAGACUUUGCCAGCAGAGGUUUUGGGAAAGAUGGGUGCGCCAGCCAAGUCCGACGUGCCUCCCAUCAGCCCAGCUCAACUCCCUGAUGCCGAUGGGUUCCUGUUCGGCUUUCCCACUCGAUUUGGUAUGAUGGCCGCCCAAUUCAAGGCGUUUCUAGAUGCUACCGGUGGAUUGUGGAGGACACAAUCACUGGCUGGAAAGCCUGCGGGGAUCUUCUUCAGCACUGGUUCUCAGGGAGGCGGCCAGGAGACCACUGCGUUGACAGCCAUCACACAGCUCACGCAUCACGGCAUGAUCUACGUCCCUAUCGGGUACACGUUCGGUGCAGGAAUGUUCGAGAUGAAUGAGGUGAAGGGCGGCUCACCAUACGGAGCAGGCACUCUUGCGGGAGACGGCACUAGACAGCCCACGAAGCUGGAACUGGAACAAGCAUUCCACCAGGGGAAGCUCACCGCCGAGAUCACCAGGAAGUUGAAGCAGUGAAGAUCUAGAAAUUGCAGCAUGCUAGAGGAGACACAUGUGAUCAUGCUUUUGAUGUUGACGACGAAGAAGCAGCAGCAGAAGAAAAAGAAACUUUGUUGGUAUCCCAGUUAUUCAAACAUUCACUUAUCUAUUUAUUUAUUACUUUUCUUCAUAAAUAUUGUUCAGAGCAGUGAAGGUUUGUGUGAAGGUAUAUCAUGGUGAGUAUUUUUCCCUGUUAAGGAUUGGAACCCAUUUGUAGGACAUGCCUGCAAUCCACAGUUUGAGCAUUGAAUUUAA
This is a messenger RNA of Physcomitrium patens, 1071 nucleotides long. Its product is annotated as putative NAD(P)H dehydrogenase (quinone) FQR1-like 1. Gene Ontology annotation, molecular function: NAD(P)H dehydrogenase (quinone) activity; FMN binding. Gene Ontology annotation, cellular component: membrane. The record is from RefSeq and is a predicted model, not a curated record. Lineage: Eukaryota; Viridiplantae; Streptophyta; Bryopsida; Funariales; Funariaceae.